GGGGCGGGACUCGGGGCGGAGCUGGAGCCCGCCUGAGCGGGGCAGCUGUUUUUGCCCCAGGGAAGGCAACGCUGGACGCUGGGAGGAGUGAGCCGAGCGCGUUCCGGCACCCGAUAGAAUCGCUGACACCGAGACUCCUUGCUUUGAGCCCCAAGAAAGAAGAGGAAAGCCGGGAAAGACAUUGACCACUGCCCGAUGCAAUUCCAAAGCCCCGGGUGUGAGGACGGACUGAGGAUAUAACCUUUGAAGCACGGGAGAGACACUCAUCCCUGUCCCUUCCUCUUUUCCUCCACCCCUCCCCCUGCUCAGGUGAAGUAACCCAGAACCGGGUCCGGGGACCCUCAAAGCCUUGCGCCCCGCCCCCUGCCGGCCCAUCAUGCGGGAAACUGCUGGCCGGGGAGGAGGACACGGAGGCGUAGGAGAGGGGGAGUGACUAGCCCCCACGAGAGUCGAGUCCAGUGGGUCCUCCAGUCUGGGUGUUCAAGCGAGUUCUCCUGGCUGAGCCGCUGCGCACACCUGCUGCCAUGUGCCGCCACUGGUUCCCGUUCCAUCGCUGCCUAACUUUGCAGUCUAGAAGAACCUCUCUGGGCCAGGCUUAGCUUUGAGCUUCCUUUCUUGGUUUUCAGAAAAGUGUCCCGGAUCUAGGACUGGGGCAGCUGGCUGAGGACAUUCCACGGUUCGAUCAGAUCACUGCUCCCGGAAUUGGAGCCACACUCCCAUCCCCGGAGCGGCGCCGGCGAGGAGCUGAAGCCCAGCCAGCGGCGCCGGAGCCGCUCCGUGGCAGCUUUUCUUGGGAGGGAUUUCAUAAAAGGGAAAGAAACCAACAGGUUGAAAACCUGAAGAAACCAGCCAUACUCGGAACUGAGAAAAGAGUCCCCGUUUCUGCUGCCAAUCUUGCUUCCUGAGGAGGGUAAAAGAGGAAGGGGCCGGAACUGGAGUGAAUUGGAAGGGGCGACAGAGAUGGCUCGCCCUGACCUGGACUCACCGUCUGGGCUGCCUGGGCCGCCGCCACGGCCGCUGCUGUUGCUGCUACUGCUACUCCUGGCGCAGCUGGCGGGGCGGGGAAAGGCCUCCUCCAAGGCUCUGGUGUGCCAGGAAAUCACGGUGCCCAUGUGCAGGGGCAUCGGCUACAAUUUGACGCACAUGCCCAACCAGUUCAAUCACGACACCCAGGACGAGGCUGGGCUGGAAGUGCACCAGUUCUGGCCUCUGGUGGAAAUCCAUUGCUCGCCGGACCUGCGCUUCUUCCUGUGCUCCAUGUACACGCCCAUCUGCCUGCCGGACUACCCCAAGCCCCUGCCUCCCUGCCGCUCUGUGUGCGAGCGGGCGAAGGCUGGCUGCUCCCCGCUCAUGCGCCAGUACGGCUUUGCCUGGCCGGAGCGCAUGAACUGUGACCGCCUCCCCGUGCUGGGGGACGCCGAGACCCUGUGCAUGGACUAUAACCGCAGCGAGUCCACUACGGCCCCACCAAGGGCCUUCCCCGGCAAACCGACAUUGGCUGCCCCGAGAGCCUCGGCGUCCUCUGGCGGGGAGUGCGGCACCUGCGAGUGUCGGGAGCCCUUCGUGCGCAUUCAGAAGGAGACUCACCCGCUCUUCAAUAAGGUGCGCACCGGAAGGGUGUUGAAUUGCGCUGUGCCCUGCUACCAGCCCUCCUUCAGCCCAGACGAGCGCACCUUCGCCACUUUCUGGAUUAGUUUAUGGUCCGUCCUCUGCUUCGUCUCCACCUCUACCACGGUGGCCACCUUCCUCAUCGACAUGGAGCGCUUUCGCUACCCGGAGCGCCCGAUCAUCUUCCUGUCUGCCUGCUACCUCUUUGUGUCCUUGGGCUUCCUUGUGCGCCUGGUUGUGGGCCAUGCUAGCGUGGCCUGCAACCGUGAGCACAACCACAUUCACUAUGAAACCACCGGGCCGGCGCUCUGCACCGUGGUCUUCCUGCUUGUCUACUUCUUCGGCAUGGCCAGCUCCAUCUGGUGGGUCAUCCUUUCCCUCACCUGGUUCCUGGCGGCCGGCAUGAAGUGGGGCAACGAGGCCAUCGCGAGCUACUCGCAGUACUUCCACCUGGCUGCCUGGCUCAUCCCCAGUGUCAAGUCCAUUGCCGUGCUGGCCCUGAGCGCUGUGGACGGUGACCCCGUGGCCGGCAUCUGCUACGUAGGCAACCAGAACCUGGACUAUCUGCGGGGCUUCGUGCUGGCCCCGCUCGUGGUCUACUUGCUCACGGGCACGCUGUUCCUGCUGGCGGGCUUCGUGUCCCUCUUCCGCAUCCGCAGCGUCAUCAAGCAGGGAGGCACCAAGACGGACAAGCUGGAGAAGCUGAUGAUCCGCAUCGGCCUUUUCACCGUGCUCUACACGGUGCCCGCCAGCAUCGUGGUGGCCUGCUACCUGUACGAGCAGCAUUCCCGGGAGAGCUGGGAACGGGCGCUCACCUGCCAGUGCCCCGCGGGGGAGCCGGGGCAGCCCCGGGCCAAGCCUGAGUACUGGGUGCUCAUGCUCAAGUACUUAAUGUGCCUGUUAGUGGGCAUCACCUCGGGGGUCUGGAUUUGGUCCGGGAAGACGGUGGAGUCGUGGAGGCGCUUCACCAGCCGCUGCUGCUGCCGCGGGCGGCGGGGCCACAAGUCGGGCGGGGCCACGGCCGCCCGGGACUACGCGGAGGCCAGCGCGGCCCUGACAGGUUGCAGGACCGGGGCUCCUUGCCCAAGCGCAGCCGCCUACCACAAGCAGGUGUCCCUGUCUCACGUGUAGCGGCCCCACCGCAGGCUGGAGGGGGAGGGGCGGGGGCUGCCGGAGGGUGGGGGGAGGGAGUUGUUUUGAACAACUGACUGGGGUAGCUUUUUAACAGGUCAUUUGUUUGACUUCAUGGUGCUGCUGCUGCUGCUGCUUCACUUCGGAAUUAGGAAGGAGGGAGAAGAGACGAUUUUGAGGUGGAACACUCGAUAGUCCCAGGACUUCUGAAGGGACUUUGUUUUUAAAUAUAAUUUUUAAAAAAUUUUCUCAUUUUCAAUCCUGUGUGGGUACAAGUUGCUUUUUGGCAACGAACCCUACCGUGGCUUUGGGGAGGAGGGGGGCUGGCUUUACAAUUCGGAGCCUGGGCAUUAGAAGGAAGUUAAACUCUCCUCAGUCUUAGGAACCUGUUUCUAGCCUGGCAGGCGUGCCCUGAAAAAGCACGAGGUUUGGUUUGUUGAAUGUGAACAGGGUUACGUUUGGGCACCCGACUGUGGGGCCAAGAGGCCGGCUCCAAGCCACCCCGCACAAAGCGUGCUUGUUUUGAAGGCUAUCUCCUGUUUGUUUUGGGUGCCUAGCUGUUCCUGCAAACCCGGGAAGUGGAAAUGUCACAGCGCUUAGGAACUUCAGCUUGGAGGGUCUUCCGGAGUGACGGGGCAACCGCAGGGAGGGGAGAUCGGAGCUUGUUUGGUGCAGCCGGUUCUCUAGGACUAGGAAGUCGGCUUCCCAAGGCCCAGGGGAGCCUUAGUGUUACAGGAACUUCUCUCUUCCACUGUCUGGGGAACACUUGGGACGUGGAAACUAGACCGGCUGCUCUGUCAUUUUCCAGCCUUGUGAAACCUGCUAGCCGUUGUGGGAGUGAACUAAGGGCGGCACUUUGUAAAAAGGGAAAUUUGCCCAGUGCCAGGAAAAGUUAAGUAAAUCGCCUACUUCUGGAAGUACUUAGUUUGGGGGUUGCCCCACACAGAUCCAUCGUGAUCUUCUUUAGUAUUUGGGGGAAGGGGUGGGAGAAAUCGUUUAAAAAUAUAUCUUGACUUUUUUUUGGCCACAACCAUUUAAACAAACACCUCCGCUGGCCCCUCACUUGAGUGCAUUACCAGAAUACUCUUUAACCCAGAGGAGGGACUUGGCCAGCAUAUUAACACUGACCCUAGUAGCUGAAGUCUUUUUUUUUUGGCCUCUCACGUUGACUUUAUGCUGUAAAUUGACCUUUUGGCUCUGCCUUAUUUCAUACGAGCCCCUGUAGUCUGUCCUUUCGAGGGUGCUACUGUUCUGUAGCACCUCAUUCUCCUCUCCCUUGUUCCCCAGAGAGCACUGGCAGUUUGGGGGCUAAGGAGCACACAUCUAUCUUCAGUGGCUUUAGAAAUUUAGAAACCACCUCUGUCCGGGAGUGAGAAGGGCAUAGCAAACCGGGAAAAAUAAAUGUCCAUCUUCUGUGACUGUCAUAGACUUCCUUUGUCUUACAGUAUUGCUUUUCUGUUCUCCCAGUAUUAGUCUAAAAGGUUUUGUCCGGUAAGAAGAGAUCAGGUAUAUAUACCUUGCAGAUGGGUCCCUUGGCAGUUUCAAAAGUCCACGUUUGCUAUCCCAAGGAGAUGAAAAGCCAUUAAGGUUAGUAAGCAGAAGGGGGGAAACUACUCUCAAUUUUUAAAAAAAAACAACCCUUACUUUCCUUCUUGGAGUCAAUACUGUGUAUUGGCUCCAAGGCAGAAGAGUGGUAAGGGCCAGGCAAUGGGGGUCAAGUGACUUGCCCAGAGUCACACAGCUAGGAAGUGGCUGAGGCCAGAUUUGAUCCUAGGACCUUCUGUCUCUAGGACUGGCUCUCAAUCCACUGAGCUACCCAGCUUCCCCCUCAAUUUUUUUUUUAAAACAAGUUGGAGCUAAACUUGAGCAAACAUAGGGAAUACCCAAGCAAUGAAAAUUUAUUCAAGUUCCCUAGGAAGCAAAUUCUUAAUGUGGGAGGCCUGUGCUUUUCAGGUAUUCUUUGCACUAACAUUAUAUAAACACAUUGGUUAAAGUAGAAAUGUAUGCUGGGGCAGAUUUUUCUUAGUCUCCAAGUACUGAAAAAUAUACCCUCUAACGGAAAGAGAUGUAGAUGAUAUUUGCCUCUAGAAAGGAGGCACAUUCUGAAAAUAUCUUUAGGAAAAUUGUAUAUGAUUUCUAGAUACCCUCCCAAGCCGUCCUCAGAAGUCAUGAAUUCUUUUCAUGAAAAAAAUUACAUUUUUUUGAAGCACCAAAGACUUCAUAUGAGUAGGACAGUGACUUGGUGCCAGCUUCCAAGUCAAGUCUCUCUAUAGGUGAUUUCUUAUUUGGGGAAGAGAUGAGAAUUAAAGGGCUUAGAACAGAACUUAGUUUUGAGCCAAGUGGACUAGACCUCUGAAUGGAAAAUCUGACCUCUGCCACAAGAAGGUAUUGGGUGGUGGGGAGAGAUGGUAUUCUAUAUUCUCUUCUUUAUUGGGGAGCCUAGUCUUGGGUUCUUCCAGCUGAAGAAUAUUUCCCAUUAGGGCCAAAACCCCUUUCCAUUCUUUUAACCUAGGAAGCUUUUCAAUGACCACAUUGUUGGAACUUCCUCCUUAUACCUGUUCUGUUUCUUUUCCACAGUAUAUCCAUUAGCUGGCACUUGAAAUUGCCUCCAAUUUGGGUUGGCCUUUAAAAAAAUCUGGGGAGUUUGCAAAAAUGCCAAAUGCAGGCAGGUCUGAUUUUUUUGUUUGUUUUUUUUUAGCUACAUUUUAUUAAAUGAAAACAGGCUAUCGCUGUAGAUGAGGGCAAAUUGUUUCCGAAGCCAGCAGUACUGAUAGGGUUAGAUUCCUCAUACUUGCACUUUGAUAGACAGGUCUAGUAUUGCUGCUGUUAGAUGAGUUCUCCUACCCCGGACCCCCCAAGCCACACAUCCUUAUGCUUUGUUAGCUGCCUUAAAAAUUGUUCGUUUUUUGUCUUUUUAAAAGAGAAACAACCUACAUGCCUUUCCCAAAUCUUGUGCUAUCUUGUCCCCAUGGCUACUUGGAUAAGAAUCAACCUUUCGCCUCCAUUCCUUGUGUCGCCAUCUAUCCAUCCCCCCAGCCCGUGCCCACCCACAAACUAGGCUGGCAGCCUCCUCUGCCUCGGGAGAUGGGGGGAGCCCAUCUCCACCAAGCAGCCUUCCUUUAUUUAGGUGUGAAGCAGGAUAAAUCAGAGACCUUGAUGCCAAAUGAGCUACCCUGAGAGGCAGAACUGUCACUCAGUGACCCAGCUAUUAAAUUAAGGUGACACGUUUUCAGGAAACCUGUUGAAAUACUUAUUCAUCCUGCAUCAUCACAGCUUGAAAUUGUCGGAAUUCCUGGAAGGUGCCUUCUUGGUUUGUCAUCUGUAUGAAGCUCUUUUCCCUUUCUGUGGAAUCUGUGAAUUAGUCACCUAACUGCUUCAGUAUCUGUAUUGGUGUUUUUAAGGUGCAAAACAGUUUACAAAGUGGACAUUCAUUACAAUACGCCCAGCUGGGGCUGCGUGAUUUGUAACACUGGCUGCCAGGGAAGAAAGCCGCCAGGCUCACUCGCAUAUAGGAUCUUAAUAACAGUUCUGGAAGGAAUGAGGCAGAAAGGGAGAAUCCGUUUGACACAAUCUGAAUCAAUGUGAUCAUCAGGACUGAUCAAGUCUGGGCAGGAGGGCUGAGGCAGAGGCCUGGACACUUUCCUGAUCUUGGCUGGCCCUUUCUCAUUUUCAGACAACCUGGGAAUGGCAACUGGCCUGCUCCAAAAGAAGGAAGUCGAAAAUCAAGUUCACAGGAAGCAGGGGUACCUGGGCUGGAGGGGGGUGUCCAACAGCUAGCAAGGAAUAGGAUAGGGGGUGCCACUAGUUUGGAUCCAUUUCAACCAACAGUGUAUGGUACGUCUUUUGAGACAGAUGUUACAAAUGAUGUAAAUGUAAUUUUGUUUUGUGGUUGUGUGUAUAUAUAAAUACAUAUAUACAUAAUAUAAAUAUAUAUUAUAUAUAUGAGAGAUUUAGAGACCUUUGAUACGGGUUUGGUGCAGGUGAAUUAAUUACUGAGCCAAAUGAGGCAAACACUGAGUCAGUAGUUAGUUGAGUCCAGGGCAUUAAGUAAUUUCUAUAAUAGCUACAUAAUUUGUUUAGUGCCUAUUUCAUGCAAUACGGUAAUACUAUCCUGACAAAUCAAAUCUAACUGAUUAGGGGGACCGCUUGUCUCUGGCAGUGAUAGUGCUACGUUGCAGACAAUCACUUGGAUCUGUAAGUUAAUGUGAUUAUAAUUCUGAAUCCAUAGAGUUCAAGGAAUGGUUAUUUUGUGCCCUGUAUUCAGUAGACAAAAUUGUUUUAUGUUAUGUUUAGUCUCCAGAUACUUAAAUUGCUGAAUUUUGUUACUUAAAAAUUUUUUUUGUAUGUAUAUUUGUGAAAAGGUAAAAUCAUCUGAGAUUUUAUUAAAAUUAUGGAGAUUAGUUAUUUAUGAGAAAACAAAAAGUCUUAUUUUUUCUUUGUUCCUGAUUAAUGUAGAUCAAAAUAAAAAUAUUAAA
Molecule: messenger RNA, 7214 nt
Organism: Monodelphis domestica (gray short-tailed opossum)
Lineage: Eukaryota; Metazoa; Chordata; Mammalia; Didelphimorphia; Didelphidae
Gene: FZD5
Product: frizzled class receptor 5
Biological process (GO): canonical Wnt signaling pathway; non-canonical Wnt signaling pathway
Cellular component (GO): plasma membrane
Molecular function (GO): Wnt-protein binding; Wnt receptor activity
Source: RefSeq, a predicted model, not a curated record